Amborella trichopoda is the source of this 1849-nucleotide messenger RNA. Its product is annotated as receptor-like cytoplasmic kinase 176. NCBI's taxonomy places the organism in Eukaryota, Viridiplantae, Streptophyta, Magnoliopsida, Amborellales, Amborellaceae. The record is from RefSeq and is a predicted model, not a curated record. Gene Ontology annotation, biological process: protein phosphorylation. Gene Ontology annotation, molecular function: ATP binding; protein kinase activity.
UCUAGACUCUCUCUCUGGUUUACCAGUGUCCUUUUUACAGAGAAUGCAUGUCGUUUAAAGCCAUCUGCUCUCCUCCUAAUUAUUGCAUCUCCCCGUUUCUCCAGGCCUUUUUGCCUUCUCCCAAAACCCUAAUUUAUAGCUUAUUAGGGUUUUUUCUUGUUUCAUUGGCAUUUUUGCAUAGUGUUUUCAUUUCUCAGAGCAAUCUCCAUGGGGAACUGCUGGAGUUGGAAUUGGAGUGCUAGGGUUAAAGCAGAGAGCCCUUUACACAGUGUCCCUGCUUCAGGGUUAGAUUCAAGGUCUAGUAGCAAAGAUGGGGUAGAUCCAAAUUCACCACCAUCAGGCAGUGUGCCUCCAACUCCAAAGAGUGAGGGUGAGAUAUUGCAAUCAUCAAACGUUAAGAGCUUUAGCUUUGCAGAGCUCAAGGCAGCUACAAGGAACUUUAGACCCGACAGUGUGUUGGGCGAAGGUGGCUUUGGUUCAGUGUUUAAGGGUUGGAUUGAUGAACACACAUUUGCUCCAACCAAGCCUGGGACUGGUAUCGUAAUUGCCGUGAAGCGACACAAUCAGGAUGGUUAUCAGGGUCAUAGAGAGUGGCUGGCGGAGGUGAACUAUUUGGGGCAGCUUUCUCAUCCCAACCUUGUGAAGCUUAUUGGAUUCUGUCUGGAGGAUGAGCAUCGGCUACUGGUUUAUGAGUGCAUGGCUCGAGGAAGCUUGGAAAACCAUUUAUUUAGAAGAGGUUCUUAUUUCCAACCACUCUCUUGGAUGCUUAGGAUGAAGGUCGCUUUUGGAGCCGCAAAGGGGCUUGCAUAUUUACACUGUGCUGAAACAAGGAUUAUAUAUCGUGAUUUCAAAGCAUCUAAUGUGCUUCUUGAUUCGAACUAUAAUGCAAAGAUUUCUGACUUUGGAUUGGCUAAGGAUGGCCCAACUGGUGAAAACACACACGUAUCGACCCGAGUGAUGGGGACCUACGGUUAUGCUGCUCCAGAGUAUCUUGCCACAGGGCAUUUGACAACCAGAAGUGAUGUGUAUAGUUUUGGAGUAGUCCUGCUCGAGAUGCUAUCAGGCCGAAGAGCACUCGACAAGAACCGCCCUACUGGUGAGCACAACCUAGUCGAAUGGGCAAAACCCUACCUAUCCAACAAACGCAAACUCUUCCGAGUCAUGGAUAGUCGAAUAGAGGGUCAGUAUUCAUUAAAAAUAGCCCAAAAAGCUGCUGCUCUUGCUCUACAAUGCCUCUCCAGUGAACCCAAGUACAGGCCUUCUAUGAAAGAGGUUGUCGAGGUGCUUGAACAACUUCAAGAAUCAAAGGAUGCACCAAGAACCUUUCAACCCGAGCCCCAAAGUAUGCCUACAAGGAAUGGGUCAAGUAGACCUAAUGGCACUGUUUCUUAUCCUAGGCCUUCGGCUUCGCCCCUUUACUCGUAAUGAGAGGAACAAGGAACUAUCCAAGGGAAAGAAUGAAGAAGUUUCUCUCUUUGUGAUGAGGCGGCUUGAGAUGCUGAGCUCUUCGCUAGGAGCUUGAGUCUGCACAUACUGGCGGUUGCUGUAUAGUCUGUAUUUUUUUUGUCUGAUAAAAUUUGAUUUAAUUUUAUUUUUAUGUUUGGAUCAUGGGUUUGAAUUGCCCUUUUCCACGGGAUGAUUGCUAACCCAAGGUUGAAAGGUGAAGGUAUUUCCUUGUCUGAUGUUGCCUCCUUUUAGUGUAAGUUUUUAUUCACCUCUGUAAAACUUACCGAGAGGAAGAUGAUUCCUCUGCAUGUCUUUUUAUUUGCAGGUGUUUGUAAGCUUUUUGUUGUGUAGUUUUCUACUUCUUUUAGAGGGAAAUAGAGUUGAAGCCUGGUUUUUUCUUUUU